AUGUCCGAGGGCGGUAAUAACCGAUCCUCUCAGGAACAGCAUUUUCGUCCCCGCCCCGGCUAUCCCGCUGACCACCCACUGGCGUACAACCAUCACUGUUGGGAUUGCAACCGCCUCGGCCAUUAUGCCAACAGUCCGGAGUGCUAUGUCCAGCGUGCGUCUGGCCACGCGGUGAUUUUUAAUAUCGACAACAACUCCACUCUCCAGACACGGCCCCAUGCUGAGAUGCGCUUCCCAGCAUCCUCUCGGGAUCGUUCGCGGUCUCCUGUGCGAGCUCACUCCAAUUUGCGCGCUCGAUCUCCUCUGUGUGCUCGAUCGUCCCAGCGAGAUACGCACAACUCGAACGACUCGUGGGGAGGUAGCUACUACAGCGACCCAACACAGUGGGACCACUCCCAUUUCACCGGUGGCCGGAGUGAUUCGAAUGAACACCGGACAAGCUCUGACCCUCGGCGUGACCGGAGAAAUGGCCAGCGCAGCCAGGCAACAACCUCGACUGCUGAACUAUCUUCCGCGAUUCGCUCUUCCGUUGAUGAGUGGGAAUACAACGCAGGAGGAGACCGGUCCAAUGGAGGAAAUGAGCACAGUGACAACUGGUAG
This is a messenger RNA of Penicillium subrubescens, 600 nucleotides long. RefSeq lists its product as uncharacterized. Lineage: Eukaryota; Fungi; Ascomycota; Eurotiomycetes; Eurotiales; Aspergillaceae. The coding region runs from base 1 to 600 and encodes 199 amino acids. The record is from RefSeq and is a predicted model, not a curated record. The transcript has 4 exons.